Molecule: messenger RNA, 697 nt
Organism: Aspergillus piperis CBS 112811
Lineage: Eukaryota; Fungi; Ascomycota; Eurotiomycetes; Eurotiales; Aspergillaceae
Product: actin-binding ADF family protein
Exons: 5
Coding region: 1-453 (150 amino acids)
Biological process (GO): actin filament depolymerization; cell motility; actin filament severing
Cellular component (GO): actin cortical patch; cytoplasm; actin cytoskeleton
Molecular function (GO): actin filament binding
Source: RefSeq, a predicted model, not a curated record
AUGUCGCUCCCGUCCGGUGUCAGCAUAACUGCUGAGUGCAUCAAUGCUUAUAAGGAGCUUUUAUACAAGAGAGGAGCAGGUAAACCUGCCUUCGUUAUCUAUAAGAUAUCCGACGACGAACAGUCUAUCAUGGUGGAAGAAUGCUCCCCAGAAAAGAACUACGAAGCAUUCCUACAAAGACUUACGUCUGCGCAUGAUAAUGACGGGAAGCCCGCACCUCGGUACGCCAUAUAUGAUGUGGAAUAUGACUUGAACGAAGACGGCAGGAGAGCGACAACUGUUUUUAUAAGCUGGAUGCCAGAUGUGACGCCUACUCGCAUCCGUAUGCUGUACGCUUCUACAAAGGAGCAGCUUCGAAGGGCCCUCGAUGUCAAAGUAUCCAUUCAUGCUGACGACUUACACGAUAUUGAAUGGAAAAUUAUAUUGAGAGAGGCGAGUGGUGGACGACUCUAAGUCGAUCAUGACGCUCCUCUUUAUCACCAUGGAGGCCUGUUUAGCCCUAUGCUCUUCUCAUCAUUGGCACCGAUAUAGACACGAGAAUAUAUUAUGACCCUCUGUCUACAUUAGAUAACGUGCUAUCUGCACCUACAAUCAGUGGAAGUCAUGGUGAGUCGUGGCGGGAUCUACGGUGGACCAAUGUCUCUUACUAGAGUUGUACGGGAACAUCAAGGUAAUAGGUGGAGAAUAAUGAUCUAGG